Messenger RNA from Pectinophora gossypiella (pink bollworm), 6229 nucleotides. Its product is annotated as lysine-specific demethylase phf2-like. Gene Ontology annotation, molecular function: histone demethylase activity; transcription coregulator activity. Bases 40 to 3264 code for a protein of 1074 amino acids. NCBI's taxonomy places the organism in Eukaryota, Metazoa, Arthropoda, Insecta, Lepidoptera, Gelechiidae. Gene Ontology annotation, biological process: regulation of transcription by RNA polymerase II; protein demethylation. The record is from RefSeq and is a predicted model, not a curated record. The transcript is spliced from 25 exons.
GGAUAGAAAAAAAAACGAAAUUGUCUAUUCGCCAUCAAAAUGGCGUCAUCGAAGGAAACCUAUUGUUUGUGUGGUCAACCUUAUAAUAUUGGACAAUUUAUGAUAGAAUGUGACUGUUGCCGCGAGUGGUUCCAUGGAAGUUGUGUCGACGUUAAAAUAUACCAUUCGGAUGAUAUAGACAAGUACCACUGUCCAAAAUGUGCACAAACAUAUGGACCCUCUGUAUUAAAAAUCCCAACCAACAACCACAGAGCGGACCGCUACGAGUUGAGUGCGGAAUCCAGACCGUCCCAAGUGGGAUCCCCGGCGUGGGUGCGGGCGUUGGCCGCGCGGCCCCUGCGGCCUACACACACGGCACUGCAGCGGAUGAGGCCCACACAGUUCACCGAGGAAUUCGUUAGGGAUAAUGGAUUCACGCGACCAGUGUUAUUUCAAACACCAGAGGGGCUGGAUAUGAAAACGCCCAAUCCAGCCACAUUCACAGUGCGGUCUGUGCUAAGAUUCUGUGGUGCACAGUUAGAGGUGGAAGUGAUAGACGUUCGGAAACAAGCCACUCUUCGUAUGCCGCUGGGGGACUUCGUGGAUUACUUCGAGACUCCGCCUGAACAUCGCGAUGAGAAGGUGCUCAAUGUGCUCAGCCUUGAGUUUAGUGAUACCAACAUGUCGCCGCUGGUGGAGCCGCCGGCGAUGGCGCUGCGGCUGGACUGGGCGGAGCUGGUGUGGCCGGCGGCGGAGGAGCGGCCCCCGCGGCCAGCCGUGCAGAAGUACUGCCUCAUGUCUGCAGCCGGCUCCUUCACAGACUUCCAUGUCGACUUCGGCGGCACCACCGUCUGGUAUCACCUCAUGCACGGCCGGAAGAUAUUCUACCUAAUACCGCCGACCUCCACCAACCUAGCUCUCUAUCAACAAUGGAGCGCUUCUAACAACCACACCGAAAAAUUCUUCGGAGAUAUGGUGGAGUGGUACGGCACAGCUGAACUGACUCCCGGUCAAACGCUGUUCAUCCCGAGCGGAUGGAUCCACGCAGUGUUAACGCCGUGCGACUCGCUCGUGUUCGGAGGGAACCUGCUACACUCAUACGCCAUUGAGAUGCAGCUGCAGGUGUACGAAAUAGAGCGUCGGGUGGAGACACCAACCGCGUUCCGCUACCCGCUGUUUGAAGCCAUGCACUGGUACGCAGGCGCAUAUCUCCUCACCAUGCUGCGGCGGCACAACGAGGAGACACAGGAUGAGGAUUUUACACUAAGCGAUUAUAGUGUACAGUCGGCGCCGCUGCAACUGCCGGCGUUACUGCUGAGAGGCAUCAAGAUCCUGGCCAACGCGUUGAAGGAGUGGCACGCCUUGAAGAGCACGGACGCGGCGAAACGCGACAACGUCCCCAAGUGCCUGAACUCGGGGCAGCUGGUACGCGAGCUGUGUAAGGAGCUGCGCACCCUCGAGAAACGAUCCGCCAGCACUGCUAACAAGGACAAAGAGUUCAAGCCCAAGAACCCGUCACCAAAGAAGUCCCAAUCCAAGGCGCAGGCGCAGCAGAAGAAAUCCCUAAAGCUGACGCUGCCCAAACCAAUAAUGCACAUGGGACAGAACGGCGAGUUUGUUGAAGACAAAGUGUACUCCGACAGAUUAUAUAUUGACAAUAAAGAGAUAGUAUACCAGGAUACCAGGUACGUGCAAGACGCGAAGUACAUGAACGGCGUCCCGGAGGCCAAGGAGGUGGUGUACCAGAACUAUGAGGAGAUGCAGAGCUACCAGGACCCGUAUGUGGACAGGCAGGACAAGAAGAACGUACUCAGGAUUAAAUUGAACGCAUCACCUUCAUCCUCUCGCGAACAACCGCCUCCCCCCUACCCGAUACCGGAACAUUCCAUCCUGAAAUCCCACCUCAUACGAGCAGACAGGGCCACGUUGAAACCUUUACAACAAUGGACGAUCAGCAAGAAGGACAUUGGAGACUAUCAAGAGGAGCAGAUAUUGUUUACGAAUGAUAAUCUGCAAGCGCCACGGCCUGAGGGGGGUGAGCUGAGCUACGGGGCAGGUAUGUACUCAGCAGAGGACAUCCAACAAGAUUAUCAAUACGCAGAAGCGGGUAAACCAGCGUCCUACCAACCUGACUACGGCUACCAGAGCGGCACUGAGGUGGCGUAUGUGCCCGACAACUACCCAAGAUACGAGAUGCAGCCACCUCACCAUCAGACGGCAGCGUACACGCCGGUGGCAGUACAGGAGCCGAUGAAUGGCGCGUACCACAACCAACUGCCUUCAUACGACGCGGCUAUAGCGCAACAGUACGCCGCGCCUGCUACUAACUAUGUAAUAGAAGAAGAGAAGCCGACAGUAGCGCCAGUGCGACGGUCAGAGCGGCCUGUACGGAGACGCGUGUCCAACACAUACGACUAUGAAGACGCGGACUUGUUCAUCGACGAGCCUGCGCCCAGGCACGCGCCCAAACGAAACCGCCACAAACACCACUACAAGCACCAAGCCAACAGAAGCAACUACUCGGGGGGUGCAGCGAGUAGUUCGGCGCGGUUGGCGCCCGCUAACGGCAUCGAGUCCUUGAUACAGGCUUCUGUGUUAGCCGAGGAAGAGGCGCCCGUCAACGAACCCGAGAACGCGGCUGUGGCGGGCAUGCUGAGCAUCAGCGAGCGGUACGCGCCGCCCGCCGCCCCCGCCGCCAGCGCGCCCGCCCCCGCCCCCGCGCGCACCUUCGGCCUGCCGCAGCCCGCCGCCGCGCCGCACAGUAACACACCAAGCAGUAGUAAGCGCCCCCGCAAGCCGCUGGCGAGCAGCGCGGACGAGGAGUUAUCAGAAGAGGAAGAUGUCAUUAAAGAAGUACAUCGAGACGACGAGUACGUGUAUCCGUCGUUGGAGAUGAGCUCUGAUGAGGACGAGGAGUGGACGACGUCGCGGCGACGGAACUCCCGCAGCCGGCACGACUCGAGGAACAAGACCGACAAGGACGCGUCGUGGUCCCCGCGUGCGCGUCUGGGCCGCCUGGUGCCGCGCCUGCGGGGCCCGGCGCGCGCCGGCGUGCGGCGCGAGUGUGUGCGCGCCGCGCUGCACGCCGCCGCCGCCACCGCGCCGCCGCCGCCGCCCGCGCAGAACGCGAAACGCGCGGUGCUAGCAACAAAGAGCAAACGGCCGCCGCCGCCUGCACAGCACAAUACGCCAAAUAAUAACAAGAAUAUAAGACUGAAAAAGGGUAUGAAAACGGCGAAACAGCGCCUUGGAAAGAUAUUGAAAAUACACAAAAUGAUAUAUUAGGUUUUAUAAUAACUAUAGAAUACUAUAGAUAAAUAGCUUACUAUAGGAGCCGUGGUAGCCCGGUUGCUAGAACGCUUGCCUCUCACUUUGAGGUCGCAGGUUCGAAUCCAGCACAGGCCUAAACCAAUGAUUGUCGAAUUUGUUUUCGGAUUCAUGUUUGGAUCAUAAAUGAUUACCACGUGCUCAGCGGUGAAGGAAAACAUCGUGAGGAAACCCACAUUCCCGAGAAAUGCAUUUUCGGAGGUAUGUGACCUAACCUGCUUGGCUUGUUUCCGGUCGCUUCUGUAAAAAUCCGGACCUGUCAAAUCGUCGGGUUAGGUAAGCGGACCCUGUGAAAAACGGCAUAGUGCUAGGGAUGAUGAAAUAGCUUACUAUAGGUACUGGUGGCGUAUAUUUUAUAUAUGUAUGUAUAAUACGGACCAAUUCAUGUUGUGGAUCUUCAGCGCUUGACUAUAAUAUAACACGAUGAAGAAAUUCCAUCUACAUACUCAAUAUAACCUACAGGGUUUCAGCUUCAGAUCUCCGAAUCUGACCACCCAUGAUAUUCAAAUUCAAAAAUAUCUUUAUUCAGUAGGUAACAUAGUUACACUUCGAAUCGUCAAUUUUUACAUAACGAACGUCUCAUCCGCCUAAAACUACUGCAGCUUCACACAACCUGUAUAGCCGGGGAAAAGAAGCUGCAAGAAAAACCUCGGCACAGGGCCCUAGACGUUCUUUAAAAAAAAUAAACAAAAUAUUUUUAUACAAUUGAGUAAUUUAGCUGCCUAAUAUCAGUUCUCAGACAGUUAAUCCCAUGCAUUCAUCUAAAUAAUCACUAACUUUAUAAUAGGUAAGCGAUAUUUGAUGUUCUUUCUCCUUCAGCUCGUAUCGAUAUCAACUCCCUCUGGGUCUGUGUCUCGAGAGUCUUUAGACUGUCCUUUGUUUGGUAAAGACAUUGCAGACUGAUUCACCUGGUUGUCCGAAAAGUAAGAUCCGUGCUUCGGAAGGCACGGCUAGCUGGUGUCGGGCUACUAGCCCAAACGCCUCCAAUCCGCAGUGGAGCAGCGUGGUGGAGUAUGCUCCAUACCCCCUGUUCCCAGCAAGUGGGACGUGUAUAGGCUGUUUAUGUUAUGUAUAUACGUCCCACUGUUGGGCACGGCACAUAUCUCCCCCUUUGGACCCCUCUACUGGGGUGAGGUAUGGAAUAGAUUAUGCUCCAUUUCGUGGUGGAGUUCGUCCACCACGCUACUCCACUGAAUUACAUAAUGUCGAUGGAAUUUCUCUAUUGUAUUGUAAUGCUUAAAGUACUGAUGAUGUUUUAAUUGUUUCCUUUUGUAAGUAUCAGCUUAUUUAAAAGGAUCCUGGGAGCUUAAAUUUUGUCCCGGGUCAAAGCUCUCAGCGCUCCCCAUUUGUCCGGCCAAGUAGUUAAUGCCAUUUGCGGCGAAGCAACAGUAAGUCACGUUAAAAAAGGGACAAAUGAUUAUCUACCACGUCCAAUCUAUUUGAUUUGAUUUUGUAUGACACCGCAUAAAAUCUGCUUCUCUGCUGUCUGUGUCAAUUUUCAACAAUUCUCAACUUCAUCAGUACACAAAAAAAUCAGAUAAUAAAAAAAAAAAACUAACAAGAAUAUUUGGAAUAAAAUUUAAAUAUAGGAUUGUUUCGGAUUGGUUUUGAAAGAAGCUAUAGCUCGGAUUAAAGUACUAUAAUCAUAUAACUACCUCGUAUAAUAUAUAAAAAUUCAUUAUAAAAAAUGGGCUAGUAGUUUUAACUAGUCAAAUCAAUUACUUUUUACUAAACGUAAACAAAUGUAAUCACUAUUGAAUUUGUAUGAAAAAUGACACUGACGUCAUAGAAAGACUUCUUCAAAUGUUGAAUUUAUAAGUUAAAAAGAAAAUGUUUUUCGUCAGUUUUAGAUCUGUGUUUAUUUAGUCAAUCAGAGUUUGAUAAUUUAUCUUUGACCCAGGGCUACGACACUACCCAAUUGUGUCAUCAAUCUAUAUAUUUCAAAAAAAGAAAAAUAAUAUUAAUCUAUGUCGAAAGCUACACAUUACUGAAAAUAUACUUACUAAUUAUAAUACAAGUAAAAGACUAUCUGUUGUAAGAAAAUUAUACUUAUAUACUUGUUGACAAUCAUCCGUCCCUUUCCUUUUCGGCGGAUAAGAAAAUGACAGGUAUAACUUAAAAUAAAUUUAGAUGGCGUCUGCAGGAAUUAGCACCAAUAUUUACUUAUUUUUUCACGUUUGCCGUUUUACCAACAAAUAUAUAAGGGUGUUUCCCAUUUGGCCGAUGAAUCGACCCAAUGAGACGUUUUUUUCUCUAUCGCCAUAAUAAUCUAACUCCUGUAUGUUAAAAGGAAAAUAUAUCCCAUUGGGCCGAUUGACCGGUCAACCAAUCGGUCGGACGGGAAACACCCUAAUAUAGUAUUUUUAAUCUGAGCUUAGUGUCCAGUGAGUAAUGUAAAAUAACAUAUAGAUAUUUGUCUUAAAAAUUAGUAUAUGUUUUUCAUAUUAAUUAAAAUAAUAAGUUUUGACAUGAUCUGAUAAUUGUUUAGUAUAAAAUAAAAUUGUUGUAAUUUUUCUUUUUUUGACAGCUGAAUUUAAAAUCUACGCAAUAUAAUAUUUAAAAGACAUUCAUCUGUUACAAGCCCACCUUGAGAUCGAUGUAAAUAUUCUAAAAAAAAAAGUAAAGUAAUUGUAUUUAAAACGCUUUAGGAACAUUAAAAAAUGUCGUAACGUUUUUAGUGAUAAUAGUUGUGUAAGUUUGAUUUAUUUGUUAUUUUUUUUUAUAUUUACUUGUAAAAUUAAAAACUUGCGUACGUUGAAAUAAAUGCAACAAGCGAAUUGUAACAUUUAUUUUCUAUAAUGUGCACUGGGAAUAAAAUUAAUGUGGGACUUUCCGAGAUACUUUCCCCAAAAAAAUGUAGACGGCGCUGUAAGACUCUUCGUUUAGCCUUCAAAUUCCAUGGAUAACAGAUAUAGCUUAUUAU